Messenger RNA from Meleagris gallopavo (turkey), 3512 nucleotides. RefSeq lists its product as uncharacterized. Gene Ontology annotation, molecular function: protein binding. NCBI's taxonomy places the organism in Eukaryota, Metazoa, Chordata, Aves, Galliformes, Phasianidae. The record is from RefSeq and is a predicted model, not a curated record.
GGACUCUCAGACCCCCUGAAGAGGCUCAGCUCACUGUAUCUGAGUGGGAACCCAUGGAGAUGUGACUGUAAUCUCUGUUACCUGCACAGCUGGAUCCAGGGCAACAGUGAGAAAGUUAAACUGUCCUCCCAGGUGUCCUGUAAGACUCCACCUCACCUGGCAGGGCAAGCAGUGAUAUCACUGAGGGAAAACCAGCUAAUUUGCCCAGCUACUCUGCCUCCUUCGGUUUCUUUCAUCCCAUCUCUAUUACUCACUUCCACAUCAUCCCAAGGGAUGCCAUCCUUGCUGCCACCUGAAGACGUGCCCACUGCAGCACAGACUACACUGUCAUCAGUGGCCUUUCCCAUUAUGGCACUGCCAACCAUGCCAUUGCCUGUGGCCACCUCCAUGCCAACAGAGAGCUUCAUCACUGCUCCUUCACCAACCAUGCUCUCAAAAGCCUCCAUCACUGUAUCACCAUCAACCACACUACUCAAGAUUUCUACCACUGCUCCAUCACUGUACAAGGCCUCCAACACCACCCCGUCACCAUCUGUGCUGCCCAAAAUCUCCAUUACCAUCUCAUCACCAACUGGGCUUCCCAAGACCUCCGUUAUUUCCUCACUACCAUCCAUGCUACCCAAGAUGUCUAUAGUCUCACCAGCAGUGCUGCCCAAGACCUCCAUCACCAACCCAGAGCGUGCACUAUCCACUCUAGCUCACACCACCUCACCAAUUCCAACCACCACGUGGGCAGCGAUCACACAGCAAGUGCCUCCUGCUCUUCCAGCACUCACAGAGAGACCAGCAUCCCAUGUUCCUCCACUGCAAGGCCACACGAGUCCCCAGCCAGCCUCCCCAUCCACGGCUCCAGGUGGGCACCACCACAGAGAUUUCUCCCUGCGGGCCAACCCAUGGCACUGCUGCAUCUCCUUUGCCCUCGGGCUGGCAGUGCUGGUGCUGCAGGUGUGUGCAAUGCUGCUGGAGGUGAAGCUCACUCUUCUUCUCUACCGUGCUGCCCAUGGCCACGAUCACCCAGUGCCACCAGUGAGGCUGCUGAGUGUCCAAGUGCUGGAUGCCGCACACCCAGGCCGGGCUGCAGAGGCGCAUCGCAGCGGUACAGUCCCCCAGGGGCGGGCAUCGCAGGAUCCAAGAGGUUUUAGAGUCCCUCCCAGGAGGCGCCUGGAGAUGCUGUGAGCCUGGGGAAUCAGCGCGGUGUCACGGCCCGAUGAGACCUUCUGCCAAGCGACACUAGGUGGCAUCCCGACACAGGCAGUGGCUGCCACAACUUGUCCAUUGCCGUCCGGGACCGCUAGGGCCAGAAAACAACGCACCGAGAUGCUGCAGACCCUGCCCCAGGGCCAGCUGGGGCCCUCCAUGGGUCUGCCACGGGGUGCCCACUUCGGGGCACGGGCUGGAGGCCGGUGCGGAUCCUGUUGAAUCUCUCCAUUGCUGGCAAGUGCCUGUGUGGUGCGAGGCAUCCCAACUGCUUCCCUGCCCAGCGCCAUGGGACGUGCCAACAGUGGUACACAACGCUCUGACCUCUUCCCUGCACUCUCAGUUUCAACCUCACAAAUAUUAAAGCCUCCUCAGCAGCUCUACUGCGCGCAGCCAAAGUGAUGUUUUCAUGCCAGGGCUGUCCUCACUGUCACUUCAGUGGAGAUUUUCCAUCACCCACCAGCAGCACAGGGUAAACAACCAGUGCCAGAGGUCACAGGAUGGGGCAGCAACAGGACUGCACAUUGUCCUGCAGGCAGCAGCAUGGGGAGAAAAUGGAGAUGCAAUUGUAAAUUUUGUUUUCCAGUCCCUGGGGCAGCUUCUUGCUGACACCGUGCCAGAGCAAAGCAGGGGAUGGCGCUUUGCAUUAGGGCACAUACCUGUGGCUGUGCAGACUAGGGACUUGGAUAUCCGCUUUGCUGAGCCUGUGCAGUGUUACUGCUCCUCAGCUGCUCCUUGAAGUCCUGACGACGGCUGUGAAAUAGAGGAGGCAAGUGCGGGGCAGCACAUCUGUGUGGGACAGAGCGCGCAGCCCCGGAGCCUGGCACUGUGCUAAUGAGACGCAGAUGAGGGAAGGGAGCGUAUUUCCUGGCAGCCCAUAUGGGCUCUGCUCUGUGCUUGAUUUAGAGGGUUUGAAAGCAGGGCUGGUUGCUGGAGAUGGCAGGGGGGCUCCCUAGGUUUGGUGAUAUUUAAUGGCCUGGUGCAGUCUAAACAUGGAAGUGCUUGGAGGUGAGAUUAGCACAACAUAAUCACAUCUUAAAAGCUCUUCAGAGACACAAGACAUGUCUGCUCCCCUAUUCAUUAUUGUUAUCCAUGAAGAUAGGGUCAAGCUGAAGGUGUUUGCCCACAGGUCCGUGGGUCCGACAGCAGCACCCCUACAGCCACCCUCCUGUGCCCUAUAACAUCCCAGCAGGACCGUGCCUUCCCAGGCACCCAGCAUAGCUCUGAUGGCUGGGCACCAGGAGCUGCGUGUGCGCUUUGGGGAUGGCGAGCUCAGCACAUCUUCUUGAGGCUCUCCCAGAGGGGCGGAAGCUGCCUGUUUGUUUAAGGUGCAAAGGAGCGAUGUUAAUCUCCGGCCUGUUUGUAUUUCUUCAGAGUGCCCGUGUGUGAGGGGAGCAGGGAUGGGGUCUCCCCUUUGUGCGGGGGCACAGCCGCGCUGUUUGAAGUGGAGGUGAGAAAACACGGCGGGGCAGAUGGAACCUGCUUUGGGAGUGAAAGAUUUUUUUCGGCUAUUUAUGAUAAUUAGUGGGAAACGCUCCUCAAGCGUUUCAGAUGAUUCUGUAAUGAAGUUGGGUCCAAUGUUCCCGCUUUGUUCCCGCGGAACCAUUAAAAAUCCCCCUUCUUUGGCUGCCUUAAUGCAAUGCUGAAAAGGCACAAUGGCAUAAAAGUGGCCCUGGGCAGGGCGGAACGCCUCCUUCCCCCAUGGGGGUGAGCCCUUUGGAGCCCGGAUUUUCUGGGCCGUAAACCCCAAUGCUCACAGCUCUGCUCCAGUGCGACGAGAGCUAAGCUGCUGUGCUCUGAACAGAGCCCCAGAAGCAGUGACAGCAUCAGCUCCGUGGGCUCCCAAGGAGAGGUUAAGGGCUGGAGCACUGCUCCCCACGCUGCUUGCCCCGGCCCUAAUCAAGUCCUCGCCCCGGCCCAUGUCUGAGGCUGCUUUCAAUGUGGGGGAAUUUGCAGACAAAUUUCUGCCAGCAGGAUGCUGGGGCUCUGCUGCGUGGCAGGAUAAAGAUCACUGCUGCCUCAUGCAGCUCCGCAGACCUGCGGUUGUCAUUUGGGACAGUGUGGGAAGGGGCAGGAGGCUCUCAGAGCUGGAGCUAUUCUUUUCCCCAAGAUAAUGCACAGUGACACAAUGAGCCCAUCUGUGAGUGGCUGGGACCAUUACCUCUGAGCUCCUUAGCUCUGGCCCUGAAGUGCCACUUGGACUGUGAUGCCUUUACCAAUGCUUGCGUCACUCCUGGCAAUAUUUUGGGGCAAAUAUCUCCAGAAACACAGCACGCUUCCUUUGGGAACUGUGAUGCAGGCACCUCCCAGCUCAG